AAGCCUUGCCUUGCCUCAGAACACCCCAAACUUGACACCAUGAAGAUCCCAGUUCUUGCUGCUGUGGUUCUUCUCUCUCUCCUGGCGUUCCACUCUGCUCAGGGGGCUGCCCUGGGCAGUUCUGAGGUGGCUAGAAGCGCCCUGCUACCUCUGGAGCUUAGGCCAUAUCAAGAAUCCUUAGGAGCCAAUCUCCAGCCAGGAAAAAUCCUGAGGUCCUCUGUCCCCACCUUAUCGCACUGUGCGGGGGACGGGGGAAUGUCCAUGCUGGAUUCGCAAGUCUACGAUAGGGGUCACAGACUCCACCGCUUAGGAUCCCAGCAAGUGAUGUCGGAAGGAGUCACCGUUGGUAAUAAUGCCGCAGGAUCCAAGGAGGACUCUUAUGCACAGUUUCUGGACAUUGACAAGUUGCGAUCUGUUUUUAAGGCCAAUGAAUUCCUGAACUGGAACGCCCUCCUCCAGUCUGUCAAAAGGAGACUUCCUUUCCUCAACUGGGAUGCUUUUCCUAAGCUGAGAGGAAUGAUGGGUGCCUCUACCGAUGCCCAAUGACCAGCGCCUUC
Molecule: messenger RNA, 557 nt
Organism: Physeter macrocephalus (sperm whale)
Lineage: Eukaryota; Metazoa; Chordata; Mammalia; Artiodactyla; Physeteridae
Gene: KRTDAP
Product: keratinocyte differentiation associated protein
Exons: 7
Coding region: 40-546 (168 amino acids)
Biological process (GO): epidermis development
Cellular component (GO): extracellular region
Source: RefSeq, a predicted model, not a curated record